CUGCAUCAAUCACACCACACGAUGUCCGCCCUCGCCCCCACCUCGUCCGAUUCCAAGGCGGCGCCGCCGACCUCCUCGGCAACGACCACGCCGCUCAGCAGCCCCGAGGACGUGCUGCCAGACUACACCAAGCGCCGCCCCCUCCCAGCAUACACCGAGCCCGAGCGCCCGGCGCACGAGCGCACGCCGAGCGGCGCGGCCAAGCGCGCCGUCUCGUGGGUCGGCAACGGGCUCGGCAAGCUCGUCGGCUUCUACUUCCGCGGCGGAUACCCCCUCCACGUGCCCGGCACGGACCCCGUCGAGGUCAGGCCAAAGGGCCACGGCGUCGAGGUUGCGCGCGCACGCAUCCGUGAGCGCGAGGAGAUGGACCGCGCCGCCGCGCUCGCGGCGCACGAGCGCGCCCUGCACGAGUCGGAGCUCGCCGGCGAGGCGCCCCCGUCCGCGCCCGCGCCGCACACCGCCGCUCCAUAAGCCGACGCCGUGGUCAUGUGUUCUUGUUCUUGUUGUUAUGGUGUUUGUACAUAGACGACGACGAGACGACCGACACGCUCGCCAGGGUAGGCCACUGCCGCGUGCCUUGGACAGUGUGCCUCGUCGGCUGUCGUUAGAGUUGGAGCAAGUAGUAGUUGGAGUAAUGAUCACGAGGUCGGUCUAUUGUCCAUUCCCACAGAGUAACGGGUAUCGCGUCGGGUCGUACGGGUCUACCAGACUGCUGACGAAGGAGUGGACGGGGUGCAGG
Vanrija pseudolonga is the source of this 739-nucleotide messenger RNA. RefSeq lists its product as uncharacterized. The record is from RefSeq and is a predicted model, not a curated record. Bases 22 to 471 code for a protein of 149 amino acids. NCBI's taxonomy places the organism in Eukaryota, Fungi, Basidiomycota, Tremellomycetes, Trichosporonales, Trichosporonaceae. The transcript is spliced from 2 exons.